Messenger RNA from Penicillium nucicola, 813 nucleotides. Its product is annotated as mitochondrial 37S ribosomal protein bS21m. Lineage: Eukaryota; Fungi; Ascomycota; Eurotiomycetes; Eurotiales; Aspergillaceae. Gene Ontology annotation, molecular function: structural constituent of ribosome. The coding region runs from base 1 to 813 and encodes 270 amino acids. Gene Ontology annotation, biological process: translation; mitochondrial translational initiation. The record is from RefSeq and is a predicted model, not a curated record. Gene Ontology annotation, cellular component: mitochondrial small ribosomal subunit; ribosome. The transcript has a single exon.
AUGGAGCAUGCACGUGACCUACAAUUUCCAAUCGGGGUUGAUUUUCGACCAGAGCAACUUCAAGCCUCCAUUGACCCUGUGCACUCCGCCAGACCAACCCUCCAAUUCCACGACCGAGCAGACAAUCCAAAUCCACCAACUCCACCUACAUCCCCUGAUACAUCCACACAUCUCCAAAAUGGACGUCCGCCUCCUGGCUCGCAGCCUCCGCGCCAGGCCGACGCCAUUCCUCCAACAGCGAACCCAAAUGUUCCCCCAAACAAUCCUAACCUCAAUCCGCUUCAACUCCUCGUCGUCCUCCCCAGAGGCCCCAACAAGAACCGACUCUCCCCCUCAGCCACACCCUCCACACAAGCCGCAACCGAAACGGCAACAGAAACCCCGAGCAAGAAACCCUCGGACUUCGACGACAUCCUGGACAGACUGGACCUGAACCCCACCCAAACGCCGCAACGCAGCCGUCGAGUCUUUUCCGACACCCUCUCCCGCGCCGUGGGCCAAGGCGCCAUGGGCCGCGGGCGCCGCGGUGGCAUUCCCCCCCAACGCAAAAUCGACCUGAAGCUCGGCCCAUCGCUUGGCCGACAGGCAAUUGUCGAGCCUGAGCGUGGUCAGGACCUUGCCUCUGCACUGCGCAGGCUCAACACUACCAUUGUGCAGAACAAGCUGCGUCAGACUGCUAAUGCGCAGCGCUUCCAUACGCGGAAGGGUAUGGUUGCCAAGCAGAAGAAGAUGGUGCGCUGGAAGAGACUGUUUAAGGUCUCAUUUCAGAGUACUGUGCAGAAGAUCCAGCGCAUGCAGACUCAGGGUUGGUGA